AUGAAGUCUAUGGGAAUUGCCCGUGUUGUGGAAUCUCGCAACCCCGAUAUCGUAACCGGCUCUCUGGUGACGGGUAUUCCUUGGUGGUCCGAGUACUCAAUUGAUGAUGCUACAAAUGUGUCUGUACUCAAUCCCCAACCUGGUCUACUAGACACGCAUUUCCUGGGUGCACUUGGACUGCCAGGAUUCACAGUUUAUUAUGCCUUGACGCAAAUUGUUAAGGCGAAGAGUACAGAUGCUAUUGUUGUUAGUGGUGCUGCUGGUGCUGUGGGCAACAUGGUUGUUCAGAUUGCCAAGAAGAUGAUCGGUUGCCGCAAGGUAAUUGGUAUUGCUGGGACAGAUGAAAAAUGCAGAUGGGUGGAGAAGCUUGGUGCAGAUAUUUGUUUGAACUACAAAUCGCCAUCUUUCAAGCAGAACCUUACCCAUGAGACGGAAGGUUUUGUCGAAAUUUACUUUGGUGAGUUAUCCCUCAACCUUGUGCUUGAAAUGAAGGAAUCGACUCUGGCUGACCUGUUAUCAGAUAAUGUUGGCGGGGAUAUCCUUGACUUCAUGUUGUCCAGGCUGGCGAAGUUUGGGCGUGUUGCCGCCAGCGGUACCAUUUCCGACUACAACCGUGACUCGGAUACUACAGGUUUGAAGAACUUUUAUCCUUAUAUCCAGCAAAUUAUUACAAUGCGCCUACAAAUCCUCGGCUUUAUUAACAUCGACUGGAUUGAGCACCUGCCAGAGGUCCGAGCUUUGCUUGUAGAUGAAUGGAAGAAGGGCAAUCUAAUCAUUGGGGAUGAAAAUGAAAUGGUCAUCGAUACUGACUUCGAAGAUAUCCCUCGAACCUGGAUGAUGCUUUACUCGGGAGGCAACACGGGUAAGCUUGUCACAAAGCUGAAACACUAG
Molecule: messenger RNA, 891 nt
Organism: Penicillium longicatenatum
Lineage: Eukaryota; Fungi; Ascomycota; Eurotiomycetes; Eurotiales; Aspergillaceae
Product: MDR family NADP-dependent oxidoreductase
Exons: 4
Coding region: 1-891 (296 amino acids)
Molecular function (GO): oxidoreductase activity, acting on the CH-CH group of donors, NAD or NADP as acceptor
Source: RefSeq, a predicted model, not a curated record